Molecule: messenger RNA, 3066 nt
Organism: Myripristis murdjan (pinecone soldierfish)
Lineage: Eukaryota; Metazoa; Chordata; Actinopteri; Holocentriformes; Holocentridae
Gene: prkab2
Product: protein kinase, AMP-activated, beta 2 non-catalytic subunit
Exons: 8
Coding region: 168-971 (267 amino acids)
Biological process (GO): signal transduction
Cellular component (GO): cytoplasm; nucleotide-activated protein kinase complex; nucleus
Molecular function (GO): protein kinase binding
Source: RefSeq, a predicted model, not a curated record
CGUUCACCAUCCCCAGUUCGGUUUGUCCUGCUCUGGCACCGUAGUUGGGACACCCUGCUGAAGUUGCUUGGUAAGAGGUGGGCCCGUUGCUAAAAAAAAAAAAAAAAAAAAAAAAAUUAUAAUAAGUGAUACCAACACUUCAUCGGAGCACUUAAAAGUAAGGCAUCAUGGGCAACACCAGUGACAGGGUGUCUGGAGAUCGCCAUGGAGCCAAGGCUCAUCGCUCAGACAGCGGUGGCAGCCACAAAGACCAUGAACCCAGCAGCAAGAUGGUGGACAGCACAGACGACCCCAACAUCUUCAACACUCACGGGCCAGAGUCCAAGGCAGGAGAGAAAGAAUUCACCCCGGACCUGGAUGACUUGGUGAAGACUGGUCCUCAAGCUAGACCCACCGUCAUCCGCUGGGGUGGUGGGGGGAAGGAGGUCUACAUAGCUGGCUCCUUCAACAACUGGACCACCAAGAUCCCUCUGAAUAAGAGCCAUAAUGACUUUGUUGCGAUCCUGGACUUGCCAGAAGGAGAGCAUCAGUACAAGUUCUUUGUGGAUGGACAGUGGGUUCAUGAUCCAUCAGAGCCAGUGGUAACCAGCCAGCUCGGGACCAUCAACAACCUGAUCCAGGUGAAGAAGUCUGACUUUGAGGUGUUUGACGCCCUGCAGGUGGACUCUCUCGACAGCUCUGACACAUCAGAUCUGUCGAGCUCCCCUCCAGGGCCUUAUGGACAAGAGCAGUACAUCUUCAGACCUGAGGAGCGUUUCAAAGCCCCACCUAUACUCCCCCCUCACUUGCUUCAAGUCAUACUCAACAAGGACACCAACAUAUCUUGUGACCCUGCCUUACUACCUGAACCCAACCAUGUCAUGCUGAACCACCUGUAUGCCCUCUCAAUAAAGGAUGGAGUGAUGGUACUCAGUGCGACACACAGAUAUAAGAAGAAAUACGUCACAUCUCUGCUUUACAAGCCUAUCUAAACCUCACCUGUGUGCUCCACAGAGCUUUAGAGCAGCAUGUUUGUAAUCUGCUGGUUUUUUAUCAUCACAUUUAGCCAAAUCUUGCACUGAAACAACAGUUUACAGGUGAGCUACAGGCCGGUGGUUGCGACUGUGGCUAGGUUUAAAAGGGCACACUCAUUGUCUGUAUAGGGCUCUGAAGAAAAGUAGCAAAGUGCGUAGGGUGUGAGCCGUGAUGCUCAGCCUGUGCCUCAUAUGGGCCAGAUUAAAACCAUAUUGCGGCAUUUACCUUGAUGCUUCUACAGUUAUCCAGAGGUAAGAGACUGGCAAAACCACUGUGUGUUGAGUGUUUGCAGCACCUUUUUGAUUCUAUGCAUGUUAGUGUGUAAAAAGAAAGUUCAUUUAGUGCAAGAGAUGAAGGAACGACCCAGUUAGGGCACAUGUUGGCCUGUGAUAUAACACUAUGAGCAGCUAUGCAUUGAAGGCUCUGUUUCAUCCAUCAUGCUUUUAAAGGAUGUUUGCAAUGAUAGGAUUUUGACUGUUACUGGUGUGGAUUGACUGAUUUUAAAAGUAUUGUGUCCGCAUAUCCUCUCUAUGGAAAUGAUACAGUUAAUCCUUCAAUAAAUUGACUUAAUAUUUUUCUUAGCUAGUGUAUGCAGAAUACCUGAGUGGCUUAUGGCCACUAGCUAGGCCUAGGUGCUGAUGAGAACAGCAGACCUGACAUUGCAUGAGCUAAUAGUCAAAUGUUUCGCUUUGAGUACAAUAACCUGCUGUAGAAAAAGCUGAAUUGUAAUUCACAUUUGACUCAAAAGCAUCAUGCCCUGGUCCCGCUGAGGAGGCAGCAUUCACCAAGAGAUUAUGCAAGAAAAAGAUGUAAUUCUAUAUACAUUUUGUUGUUGUUGAAUUUUCCCAGAUUCAGCAGUCACUCAACAGAAUCACACGGCUUAGUGAGCCACUAUAUGAACCAAAUGAGCUUAAGAUUCAAAAUUCAAGUAUUUCAUGGUCACUAUGUGCAGACUGUUUAACCUUUCCAACCGAAUGUGCAUAUUAAACGAAUUUCCUCCAGUUGGGCUUACAGAUGCGUAGUGGAGGUCUGAGGCUGCAGGCCUACAUUUUAGUUCUGCCAUUGCCUUUAUUUUGACACAAUUUUGCGAGCACUUUACCAUCCUGUGAGCAGGAAUGUUGACAUAAGCUUUUAACUAUGCAGCGGACAACUCUUGUACUGUAGCUUUUCUGGACAGUAGAGUCCAGUCUGAGUUUUAUAGAUAUGCUGAACUUGCAGUGCUUUAUUUGUGUGCAUCUGUGUUGAGUUCUAUUUGCAUUGUCUUGUAUUGAAUGUAAAUGCUAUGAUUAUUUGGCACAUCUCACAAGUGUGUCCCCCUGAUCUCACUUUUGGAGUCAGUUUCUGAAAGGUCAUGUGAUAUUGUUAAUUGAUAUUUAAGUUCCCUUGUGCUUGUCACAUGUAUUAAAUUAAUGUAGGUUAUUUUAUACUGCAUACCAUUAAAUUAAAAGAAAAUCCCAGUAAAGAGAAUGUUGGCAUGCGGUGCCCAGUGCCCACAGAGCUUGGGUGCUGGACCACACUCACAUCACAGUGUGAGCAGAGAUCUCUCACACAUAAAUCAGUUACAAAUGCUUCAAGGACAAGUGGAGUUUAAUACAUGUUAAAGCUGUAAAACUUUGUUCACCUUUGUGUUUUUAAGCCUUUGAGUGACUGGUUUGAGUUACGGUGGGAUUUCAGAGAUGAAAACCUUUUUUUCCCCCCUCUUUUACAAGACUGUUAACAUUUGCCUGUCUACAUAACCUUAAUUGAUAUACUCAGAGAAAAUAUGAAAGGGGCUUUGAUAAAUCCUGUUUGUGGAAAAAAAAAAUACGUAAAGCAAAAAAUACUACUACGAUUAAAUGAAUGUCAAGCCUAGCAAUGCAUUGAGUUUUGUAUGAGAAUUUCUAGAUGUAUGGAUAUGAUAAGGGAGUAUGGAUGUAUUAUAGCGCCUUUAGGCUGAAACCAAAACUUGAAUUUUACAACUGUUCAUUCAAAAAACAAAAUAAAAAAGCUUAAGAGCCAGUAUUCACUGUACAGUUUUACUUGUUUGCCAAUAAAAAACGAUGACAAACCGUU